AUGACGUUGUUCAUGUCGCUGUUUAACAAUGCAAAAGAAAUUUUAACAAUGUUGCUAAAAAUAAAGAAAAACUUUUGUAGCUUCUUAACCUUAAACCUUUAUGAACUUAUCAAGAAGAAUAAUUACCAGGGAUUCAGUUUAAGUCUGAUAAGACGCUUCUGCAAUUCGAUUGUUAAAUGCUUGCGUCUCUUGUACCACGAGAACAUCAUUCAUUGUGAUUUAAAGCCGGAAAAUGUGCUGUUGAAGCAACGCGGCAGUAGCUCGAUCAAAGUCAUAGAUUUUGGUAGCUCAUGCUACUCACAUCGCAAAGUUUACACUUACAUUCAGUCACGUUUUUAUCGGUCGCCUGAAGUUAUUCUUGGUCUCUCAUACGGCACACCAAUCGACAUGUGGAGUCUCGGUUGUAUUCUCGCUGAACUAUACACCGGAUAUCCCUUAUUUCCUGGAGAAAACGAAGUGGAACAAUUAGCUUGCAUAAUGGAAUUAUUGGGCACACCAUCCGAUGACUUAAUAAAUCAGGCGACACGUCGUCGUCUAUUCUUCGAUUCACGUGGCGUUCCCAGAUGCAUUACGAACUCAAAAGGACGUAAGCGUAAACCAGCAUCGAAGACUUUGUCACAAGCUUUAAGAUGCAACGACACAUUGUUCAUCGAUUUUGUUAGCAAAUGUUUAGAAUGGGAUCCCAAGAAACGAAUGACUCCAGAAGAAGCUGUGCAUCAUGAAUGGCUUCAACCAAGCAGCUCAUCAUCAACAUUCAUCAUUACGUCAUCAACAUCCGCUUCAUCUUUGAUGAAACAUAAUCGCGAUCAGUUGAAAGAAAAUGAUCAGAAUCAGCAACUAAUGAUGCAGAAAUAUCAGAGAUCUCAGCCUAUAACACCAUUAACGAUUUUACCACAAAUAAAAACUCCGUCGAAUCGUGUUAGUCAGAGAUACAACGGAACCAACACUAUUAAUGGCACCAAAGAUACAAGCAGAGUUAAAGUAUUGGCAUCAUCAGCAAGUGAAAUUGAUGCAGCACAACAGCAACAACAAAAGCAGUAUCAAGUAUAUCAACAGCAGAACAUCCGAAAAAUUUCAACAACUUCUAACAAUAACAACAACAAUAUCAACAACAUUAAUAAUAAUAACAACAACAGCAACACAAUGCAUCACUCAACCAUCUCGAAUACGUCUUCAUCAUCGUCAUCUUCUUUGACUGGUGGCUCGGGCAAGUACGGAAUGUCACAUUCACAAAGCACUGGAGAUGUGUCGGCAAUUUUCGGGAGAGCAUGACACGUCAAUGGGUCAAAUACUGUCACAUUGUCAGUGAGUAAAAGCAAUGGAAGCCUCAAGAAUAAGGAACAUCAACAGAAAAUCUUACGAAUGGACAACUUAAUUUAGUGUUUAAGGCGUGAGCCUCUCUAGGACGUCGAACUGAUGAAACCAAAAAGGGAAAUGAUGAAUUUCUAGUUGCUACAAAGCUUUCCAUUAAAUUUUCUCCAGAAAGCUUUUUAAUAUAUUUAAAUAGCUUAAUUCUAAGCUUUCUUUUGAAGUAUUUUUGAUUCUUUAAAUAUAUUCAGUAAACUUUCAAUUAAAUUACAACUUGAAAAGGUAUUGAAGGUCUUAGACUUUCAAAAGAUUGAUCAAUCAAAUGGAAUUCUUAAGAAAUUGCUAUUCGUGUGCUGAUAUACAAUAAUUGAUGGAAUUUUCUUAUCAAAUGUAAAGCUUUUAAGUAGAAUUGAAAGGAGACGUUAGCUAUUGUAACUGAACCGGUAAACUCGUCAAUCUUUUUAAGGAACUGAUGUAAAUUAAACACACAAAUUUCUUUCCCUCUCUCUCUUUUGUAAGCUGUCAAGAUCAAUUUUUUAAAUAUUUUUCACUCUGAAAGAAACAUUUCAUGAGACUGCGUUUCAUAAGAUUUUAAGAUCAUUAGAAGCAGAUUUUUACUCGCUCCAUUCAUCGUAGAAAUUUUCUUUUGUUUUAACUGUAAUUGCUCCAUAAUAAGUCAUUUUCAUUGAUUUUCUUUAGUUCAAUUUUUUAUAUAUCUAACUAAACUACAUAAAGAAUUAAAUUAUUAAUUAAACAAAAUAUGAAGAAAGAAUUUUUUUUUGAGUUUCUCGAGAAAAAUGCGAGAAAUUUAUGAAGUGAAAAAAAAGAAGAAAACAAAAAGUGAUAAUUUAGAUAGUAAAUUUAAUAAUCAUACCAACUCUCUUUCCUUUGAUCUUUUCUGAGUGUCUCGAAUCUGAGAAGAAUCUCGAAAGGAAUGCAGAGAAAUAGGAAAAGAUGUUUCAUGAUAAUUUUUUAAGCUUCUCAUAAAAAUUUAUUCAAUCUUAUCAUUUUUUUAAGAUGUUUUUGUCGUUCAAUUUUCCCAUCAAUUAACUCACAAUUUAUAAAACAAAAACAUUUUCUCUCUUAUUUUACUAAACAUUGAACUUUUAUUGAAUUAUAGAAGAAAUUUAUGUAAUUCUGCCAUUAUUUUUUAAAGCAUAUUUGUCAUACUUACGAAUAGAAUUCAUGAUGAAAACUUCCAAUAAUCAAUAAAUAAAAAUGCCCAAAUAAUGUGACGUUAUCUGACACAAAAGAAUAAAAGCAACAAUGGCUGAUUACGUCAGAUCAUCAUGAAGAUAUAAAGAUAAUUAAAAAUAGUUUGUAGAUCGAUGCUGUAAAUUGUGAAGAAAAAAGCUCCAGAGAAUUUUAGAUAAAAAGCCUCAAAUGUUUUCGUCAUUUAUUUUUUUGUAAAUUAGAAAUUUAUAAUCAGAAUCAAUGAAUUAAAAAAUAAAUUCGUUCAAUCUUCGUGGCCUCCCUCUCAGAAAAGAAAACCAGAAUUAGUAAUGUCGUAGUUGAAUUGAUAUCUAUAAAUAAAAAUAUUAUUGCGACCAAAUUGUAAAAUAAAAAAGUCAAUAAAUUUAAAGGAAAUAAAAGGAAAAAUAAAUUCAUUAAUCAAAACAAAAAAUUGAAUGAAUGUUUGUAGCGAUGUUUUCGAAAGAGCGUUGUCUUUGUAAUCAUAUUGAUAAUAAAAAAAGUUUUGUGUAAAUUACAAAUAAAUAUUUGAAGGAUUUAAAAGAAAAACGAGAAAACAAUAAAAAUAAUAUUUCAAAAAUAAUGAAAUUCGUUUUUUUAUUAUCUUUGAGCAUAAACAUCGUAAUUCAUUAACAAUUUACAGAGAAGGAACAUUUCAGAAGGCAUUCGUUGUUAUUUAAAAAAUUACG
This is a messenger RNA of Clunio marinus, 3188 nucleotides long. NCBI's taxonomy places the organism in Eukaryota, Metazoa, Arthropoda, Insecta, Diptera, Chironomidae. The record is from the annotation of a GenBank genome assembly.